Symbiodinium sp. CCMP2592 is the source of this 1527-nucleotide messenger RNA. NCBI's taxonomy places the organism in Eukaryota, Dinophyceae, Suessiales, Symbiodiniaceae. The record is from the annotation of a GenBank genome assembly.
AUGACGCAAUUGCUUUUGGAGCAAAACCGGGGUGUCUUUGAAAGCUUUGCCAAAGACACGAAGCACACAUUCGCAGCUUGGGAAACACAGCGAAGUCUUCAUGAUAAGUAUUCCAAGUUGGUUGAUGAAAACAGGCUCCAUGCGCAUUUCCAAGCAGAGGCAACUUUCAAGUGGCAAUUCGCAAAGCGCUACAUUGCUCAGGCUCAGCCUUUGGCACCUGAUGGGUCAGGGAUUGCCAUGACAGACGAGCCCUAUGAUUUGCUUGCCGAUUGGGAAGAGAUGCGUAAGAGGCAUGCGCAGGAAUGUUUCGCCUUCGUUCGCCUUCAUCAAGAGCGCUGUUUGAAGAUGUAUGAUGAAGAAGUUUCAUGUGAAGCUCUUCAGCGCAAGCUUCGGGACAAGGUCGUCGCGUGGUUGGCUCAGUAUGGUUACAACGAUGCUGGGAUAGCGGAAAGCAUGGUUCACAAAUCGAAGCAGUUCGUUGAUAGUUUGGUUCGUUUGGAACGUCCAAGAGUCAAAAAUCGCAUUGAUAAGGAUAAGGAGCAGAAACAAAAACGCGAACAAGCUUUACUGGAUGCCACGUGUAAAUGGGAGAGUUUGGAUGUGAAGGAUGUGCUUUCCCCUGCUCUGCUGGAGUUAGCAAGCCGCGGUUCAGCACGCAGUAAACCGUUGACAGUUAAAGAAGACAGUGCUUUGGCUUUCCUCGUCAAAGACAACGCCGAGUUACAGGAGAAGCAUCGCAUCAAGAUUACUUCCAGUGCGGUGCGUGUGCCAACUCCGAAGCACAAGCCCAAGCCUUCACCGCGGCGCCACAUUCCAGACCAUCAGAAAUGCACGUUCAUUAUUCGAGCGUUGGAGCUCGUUAUGGAUGCAUGCGUGGUGUCCUUCAAUGGGGAGGUCUCCGAAUCACAAGAUGGUGUUGCCACUGGUUUGGGCGUUGCAGGUCAAGUUGCAAACAUUUACCUGUCAAGCCUCGAUAACUUUUUGAUGCAGUCCCAUGAUAUUCACUUGCAGUUCUUGCGGCGGUACAUUGAUGAUAUCCUUCUUUUGUGGAGUGGUUCCACGCUGGAAUUAUCUGCUAUUGCAAACAGCUGGCAUCCUUCAUUGAAGUUCGAUCUGUCAGGUGAUGGAUAUGUCCAUUUCCUUGACGUGGCCUUGCACAUUGAGCAAAAUAGGUCAGUUUCUUGGUCUAUGUAUGAGAAACCACUGAACUUGCACUUGUAUGUGCCGGCCAACAGCUGUCACCCUGACAGCGUUUUUCACAGCCUGUAUGAGAAACCACUGAACUUGCACUUGUAUGUGCCGGCCAACAGCUGUCACCCGAACAGCGUUUUUCACAGCCUUCAAAUUGGUGGGUUUUGCAGAUGUCUGCGCAGGAAUUCUUCUUCCGUUGAUGCUAAACGAAGCUUAGCUGCUUUCAAGUUGCGUCUGCGGGAUCGCGGGUUCAGUAUCGUGGCUUUCGAGCGUAUCGUCAUGCGGUAUCAAGACAGGAAUGCAGCGAAACAGCGUCGCAGAAACACUAUCCGCUAA